AUGGCACUUUCUUUUCCACUGAUCGCAAUUCAUGACAGAAUUGUACCAGUUCCUCCAGAGAAUAGAACUGAUACGCGAUUAUACCAACUGUUCUUCAUCUGGUUCUCCGCAAAUGCGAACAUCUUGACCCUGACUGCAGGCACCGUGGGCCCCGCAUUCUACGGCCUCGGAAUUAGGGAGUCAUUCUUGAUGAUAAUAGUCGUCGAUCCGUACACAACUUUACUCCCGCUCAGUGCCGUGUUCGGGCCGAAGCUAGGGACGCGCGCCAUGGUGCAAUCGCGAUUCGCGUGGGGUUACUACGGCGCGAUCAUACCGAGCGUGUUGAAUGUCAUCUCAUCCCAAGGCUACCUCAUAAUCAACACGAUUAUAGGCGGUCAGGUGCUUGGGAGUGUUUCGACUCACGUCAAUGCAACUAUCGGCAUCGUCAUAAUUGGGCUAAUAACGCUUGCCUUGGUCUUCAGUGGAUACCGGGUGUUGCACUGGUACGAGACUUUCGUAUGGAUUCCGAACGUCAUAGCUCUUGUCGUCAUGCUGGGUGUCAGCGGAAAACAUAUCACCAAAACUGCCUUGACCAACCCAGCGCCCGUUUCGGUAUCCACUCUCAUGACCGCCGGCGCAACGCUUGCAGCAACGAACGUAAGCUGGUCACCUCUAACGCCUGAUUACGGGGUUUACCACGAUCGAAAAGCCAGCUCCUGGAGAGUUUUCAUCUAUGUGUAUCUCGGUUUGUUGACGUCAAGCAUGCCGGCACAUCUGCUUGGGGCCGCGUUGACAGCUACUGCGUACCAUGUUCCUUCCUGGGAAGCCGGGCUCGGCAAUGGCAAUGACAUAGGAGGCCUCGUAGCAGCCAUCCUAUCACCUGCCGGCGGCUUCGGCAAAUUCUUGCUCGUAUUGCUAGCCCUGGCUUCUCCCAGCCAGUGCGCACCGUCAAUGUACACGGCAUGCACCAGCUUCAUGACAAUCUCGGCUGUGCUUGCGAGGAUUCCCAGAUUCGCGCUGUCCAUCAUCUCGACGAUCAUUCUCAUACCUGUCGCCAUUGUCGGAUCUUCCAGAUUCUACGCGACCUUCGUCGACAUCCUGGGCUUCAUUGGGUACUGGAACGCGCCGUUCUGCGCUAUCGUGCUGGCAGAGCACUUCGUCUUCCGCAAGAGCAGGUGGUCCUCGUACCAUGUCCUCGAUGCAUGGAACAAACCCGACCAUCCCAACCUGGCCAGAGGUUAUGCUGCCGUCUUCACAUUCGUUGCCGCCAUUGGGUUCAUCGUGGUAUGCAUGGAUCAAGCAUGGUGGGUUGGCCCUAUUGCUCGUGCUGGCACAGGCGACAUUGGGAUGUUAUGUGGCUUUACGCUGAGCAUCCCGUUGUUUGUGUGUGCGAGGUGGCUGGAGAGGGUAUGGAGCGGAGUUAAGCAUGUGGGAUGA
This is a messenger RNA of Postia placenta MAD-698-R-SB12, 1416 nucleotides long. RefSeq lists its product as hypothetical. Bases 1 to 1416 code for a protein of 471 amino acids. Gene Ontology annotation, cellular component: plasma membrane. The transcript has 9 exons. Gene Ontology annotation, molecular function: transmembrane transporter activity. The record is from RefSeq and is a predicted model, not a curated record. Gene Ontology annotation, biological process: transmembrane transport. Lineage: Eukaryota; Fungi; Basidiomycota; Agaricomycetes; Polyporales; Adustoporiaceae.